Molecule: messenger RNA, 2504 nt
Organism: Pararge aegeria (speckled wood butterfly)
Lineage: Eukaryota; Metazoa; Arthropoda; Insecta; Lepidoptera; Nymphalidae
Product: juvenile hormone esterase-like
Exons: 7
Coding region: 13-1794 (593 amino acids)
Molecular function (GO): hydrolase activity
Source: RefSeq, a predicted model, not a curated record
UUCGCGUACACAAUGACGUUUUAUUCGCAUAUAUUAGUGCCGGUGUUCGCGAUCUUCGUGAUACACGCGCAAGGCGCCCCGCGGGCUCUGCAGGAGGGGCCAUGCGAGGUACGCGUGAGGCUGACGGCCGGCUGGGCGUGCGGCGUCAGAGGCCUGGCGGAUAACCGCACCGCGUUCGCAAGCUUCCUCGGCGUGCCGUACGCCGCUCAGCCCGUCGGCCAGCGGCGGUUCAGCGAGCUGGAGCCCGUGCAGCCGUGGGCCGACGAUUACGACGCGUCGGUGGAGGGGCCGCGGUGCCCGCAGCACGACGUGUUCUACGGCCCACUUCUGGGCGCGGCCGCCAUGAGCGAGGCCUGCAUCCACGCAAACAUUCACGUCCCCAUCACCGCGCUACCUGGCUAUAACACGCUAAGGUCAGCCAGACACCUCCAGCCUCCUUACGAGACUGGCUUUGCCGACAAGGAAGUAAAGGAGCAACGCUAUCUGCCGAUCCUGGUGUUCAUCCACGGGGGUGGUUUCGCCUUCGGCUCCGGCAGCACGGGGCUACACGGACCGGAGUACCUGAUGCACAGAGACGUGAUCGUCAUUACGUUCAACUACAGACUAAACGUCUUCGGUUUCCUCUCGCUCAAUUCCUCGAGCAUUCCGGGCAACAAUGGCUUGCGAGAUGUGGUGACACUGCUGAAGUGGGUGCAAGACAACGCUAUGAACUUCGGCGGAGAUCCCAAUGACGUCACUCUGGCUGGACAAAGCGCGGGAGCUAGUAUGGCUCAUCUACUUUCCAUGUCUACCGCUGCUGAAGGCCUAUUUCAAAGAGCCAUUCUGAUGAGUGGCACUGGCAUAACCAGCUUCUUUACCACAUCACCGGUGUAUGCAGACGUCGUAGCUAACUUGUUCCUGUCCCACCUCGGCCUGAACGCGUCGGACCCAGAAAACGUCCACCAAAAGCUUGUCAAACUACCUCUGCGGGACAUCAUGGGAGCUAACAAGCUCGUGCAGGAUACUUUCGGUCUCAUAGCCUUCCUACCAGUGGUUGAAUCGCCGUUCCCGAAGUUCACCACAAUAUUGGAUACCGACCCAGAAAUUCUAUUGUCUAAAGGUCGCGGAAAACACAUACCUCUGAUUAUAGGAUCAACAGAUAAAGAAUGCGAAACCUUUAGGGCAAAUUUUGAAAAAUUCGACAUAUUACACAGAAUUAAGGAGAAUCCUACAUUAAUUUUGUCACCUGAUAUCGUAUUCAAAGUUCCCCCUAAGAUUGCGCUAGAAAUGGCAAAAAGGACAGUUAAGCGUUACUUCGAUGGCGAGCCAACGAUGGACAAAUACUUAAAAAGCUGUACCGACACAUUUUACGUAUACCCGGCAAUUAAAUUGGCGGAAAAAAGAGCUCUACUAGAUGGUGCUCCAGUUUUCCUGUACCAAUUCACGUAUACGGCGGACUUCAGUCCGAUAAAAGAAUCUAAAGGGCUAAAGUUUAAGGGCUCGGGACACGUGGAAGAUAUGACUUUUAUAUUUAGAACCAACUCUUUGGAGAGCAGAAAAGGGUUUUCUCCUCCCACGCACGAAGAUCAACACAUGUCGGACUGGAUGACGAAAUUUAUCAAAAACUUCAUGAAUUGCGACGACCCCGCGUGCGAUCAGUACCCGAUGACAAAGUGGCAACCCGUGGACAAAGACUCUCUGCCAAUCAAUUACCAGGAGAUCCAGAUGCCCAUGUUAUUCCGACGCGCCGAAAUCCCGAAGGAGCAACAGGAGAUGAUGCAGUUCUUCGACAGCUUGCAAAACCAGACUAGUUGAAUUAAGGACUAAAGUAUUUGUGAAAUACUUCACGUCAUUAAAAGAAAUCUAAGAAAAUUAUACUUCAAGUUCGACGUUUCGGCAAAGUGCAUUGGGUGCUGCCCUGUCUGAGGUCUUUCGAAACACAGGCAACUACAUCAAUAACCAUCAUACUAUCUUCACAAAUGCGUAUUUGUUGGUCAGUCAUUUUUACACGCAGCAACGGAUCAACGAAUCGACGGGACAUUUGUGUAAGCAAUACGAAAUAGAUCUAAAUUAUUCGUCGUUGAAUGUCACUAGACUUAUAGUAGCCUACAUAGAACUGAGAAAUGUAUUUGUAUGACUAUACUUCAAAUACUUUAGUUACGCGAACUUUAACUCUUUAGGUUUUUAUUCGAAGACAAGUAAGCACCCACUUGGGUACUAAAAUGCAAGUAGGCUAACCUGGGAUAGGUAUCGUAAUGGCCAGGUUCCGUUCAAGGAACCGAGCGAGUCUUAGUACAUACAUUUUCAUAGCGGGGACUUCCUGACUGUGACGUAGUAUGAUUCGGUCGAUAAACAACUUCCGAUGUAACGAUCUUUGACCGGCUUCAUAAUAUUGGUACGCUCUUAGAAACCCCUGCACUUCGAGUAUGUUUCCAAUCGACAAUUAUCCACCAGUAUCAACUCUGACUCCAACUCGGAUGGGCAGCGUUCGGGAAACUUCGUGCCAUCUUUUCGUCAAAAAUCCC